AUGUUGCUCAACGAGCUCGUUCUCCCCCUUCUCGCGCGCUACUGGCCCGCUGUGCUGGCUGUGCUGGUGGUGCUGCGCCUCCUGCGCAACAAGUACAACCGCGGCUUGAACCAGUACCCUGGACACUGGGCGGCGGCGUACUCAGAUCUCUGGCGCUUCUUCGAUGUCCUGGGUCGCGCGCCAGAGAAGACGCAUAUUGCGCUGCAUCGCAAGUAUGGCGACGUCGUGCGCCUGGGGCCGAAUGUGCUCUCGUUUUCGGACCCAAAGGCGAUCAAGACGAUCUAUGGCCUCAAUAAGGGCAUGACCAAGUCCGAUUUCUACCCCAUCCAGCAAGCAGUGGCCAAGGGGCGGCGGCUGCCGUCGCUGUUCUCGUCUGUGGAUGAAAACUACCAUGCCAAGUACCGGCGGUGCGUGAACGGCGCGUUUGCGAUGAGCUCGCUGGUGUCGUAUGAGCCGCUGGUGGACUCGACGACAGAUGUGUUUCUGGAGCGCACGCAGGAGCUAUUCGCCUCGACGGGGAAGACGUGCAACUUUAACCAGUGGCUGCAGUUCUUCGCGUUCGAUGUCAUUGGCGACUUGACGUGGAGCAAGCGGCUAGGGUUUGUGGAGAAGAACGAAGACGUCGACGGCAUUGUCGGGUUCCUGUCGCGGUUCUUGAGCUAUGCCGCACCGGUCGGCCAAAUCCCCAUUAUUGACCUCUUCCUCGAGAAAAACCCCCUCAAGCUCCGCCUCCAGAGCUGGGGCUUCCUCAACACCGUCUUCCCCGCCACCGCGUUCGCACAGUCACGGUCUGCCGAGCGCUCCGCCGAGAUGGACAAGAUCAAGGAAGUCGGCCUCUCGGCCUCGCCCACGUCACAGGGCAUCGACCUGCUGAGCAAGUUCACGCAAGCGCAGCACGACCACCCGGAAUUCAUGACGGACACGCAAGUAUUGACGUCGUGUGUGAGCAUGGUCUUCGCGGGCUCAGAAACUACGGCCAUCAGCCUGAGCUCGGUCUUUUACUUCCUGCUGCAGAACCCGCGCUGCCACGCCAAGCUGCUCGCCGAGCUGGACGAAGCAGUCCGCAACGGCACGAUCCAGGACCGGGCCAAUGGGUCCGUGUCCUGGACCGAGGCGCAGAAGCUCCCGUAUCUGGAUGCCGUCGUGCAGGAGAGCUUCCGCAUGCACCCCGCUGCGGGAUUGAUCCUCGAGCGCGUCGUCCCCCGCCAGGGCAUCGAGAUAUGCGGCCGUUUUGUCCCCGGCGGCACCAUCGUGGGCUGUAGCGCGUGGGCGCUGCACCGGCGGCCCGAGGUGUUCGGGCAGGACGUCGAUGUGUUUAGGCCGGAGCGGUGGCUGGAGGCCGGCCCGGCGCAGUUGAAGGAGAUGAAGGCUACGAUGUUUCAGUUUGGUGCUGGGGCCAGGACGUGCAUUGGCAAGAACAUUAGCUUGUUGGAGAUCUACAAGCUGGUGCCGAGCUUUUUGCGGAGGUUCGAGAUCGAACUGGAGAACCCGGAGAGGCCGUGGCGCACGCAUAAUGCGUGGUUUAUCAGGCAGCUGGAUUUUAACACCAAAUUCAGGCCGCGGCCGCUGCAUGCUACUGUGUAG
Molecule: messenger RNA, 1584 nt
Organism: Aplosporella prunicola CBS 121167
Lineage: Eukaryota; Fungi; Ascomycota; Dothideomycetes; Botryosphaeriales; Aplosporellaceae
Exons: 4
Coding region: 1-1584 (527 amino acids)
Molecular function (GO): iron ion binding; heme binding; oxidoreductase activity, acting on paired donors, with incorporation or reduction of molecular oxygen
Source: RefSeq, a predicted model, not a curated record